AUAGUGAAUUGUACGCUACGCGUUUCGGAGUCGAGUAUAGAGUGCGAAUGGUCGGGGAAUCGGUGGAUCGGCCAUCUGCUUUAGCCGCAGCCAGAGCCACGUCAUAUUUGAGUGCCGCUGUGGAGCGAGCUGUCCGAGCUGGCUUCCGCGUUUUUACAUAAAAUUACGUUCUCGCAGCCACAGACAUGAAUAUAUUUCGACUGCUGGGUGACCUGUCGCAUCUCCUAGCCAUUAUUGUACUUCUCCUCAAGAUAUGGAAAACGCGGAGUUGCGCCGGUAUCAGCGGCAAAUCGCAGAUCCUCUUUGCGAUUGUUUACACCAGUCGUUAUCUAGACCUAUUCACCACGUUCAUCUCAGCGUACAACACAUUCAUGAAGAUCGUUUUUAUCGCCACGUCUCUCGCCACGGUCUUUUUGAUGUACGUCAAGUUUAAAGCCACGUACGACCAUAAUCACGAUACGUUCAGGAUUGAAUUCCUGGUUUUACCCGCAUUCGUGCUGGCAUUGUUGAUCAAUCACGAGCUGUCUGUCGUGGAAGUCUUGUGGACGUUUAGCAUUUACUUGGAAUCGGUGGCGAUACUACCACAACUGUUUCUGGUAUCGAAAACGGGCGAGGCGGAGAGCAUCACCAGCCACUAUCUGUUCGCAUUGGGAUCUUACAGAGGCCUGUAUCUGUUCAACUGGGUGUACCGCUACUACGCCGAGGAUCAUUACGACUUGAUUGCUAUAGUCGCUGGAUUGGUGCAAACGGUUCUCUAUUGUGACUUUUUCUACCUCUAUAUCACCAAAGUACUCAAAGGCAAGAAGCUACAGUUACCUGCUUAGCUUCGGUGCGGAGUAUCAUCGUCAUCUUUACAUCGGAAGAAAACAUUUGACUGCCUGCAUUCGGCAUCGCCGACGCGAGAUCAAUUCGGGGGAUUUCGGAGGCACGAGAAACGCGUACGCGUGCGCGUGUAUAAGUGUACGUUUCUGCUAAAUACGGGAUACUUCGCAGCGCCUGUGUCCUUUCAAUUACUUCCUUCCUUCUCUCAUGUAUCAUCCCACGUACGAUGCCGCGUUUCCUUCCCAGGAUCAGCCGUGUUGCGUUCUUUGUAACAUUUUUUUCUUUUUUCUCAUGUUUUAUUUCAAGAGAUGUGUACGUUGCUACAAGACAAAAUCAAGAUCAAGAUAACUGUCUAUCUUGUAGAUUCGAAAAUUCUAGGAUAAUAAUCGGGAAUAAAAGAAAGAGAAGAAAAUUACAAAAAAUUAGAAGACUUUCAUUUAUAUUUACAGUCUAUGUCGUUGUAAUUUUCACUAAUAAAUGUAGCUAUAAUUAAACG
Ooceraea biroi (clonal raider ant) is the source of this 1318-nucleotide messenger RNA. RefSeq names its product ER lumen protein-retaining receptor (gene KdelR). The record is from RefSeq and is a predicted model, not a curated record. Gene Ontology annotation, molecular function: ER lumen protein retrieval receptor activity. Gene Ontology annotation, cellular component: membrane. Lineage: Eukaryota; Metazoa; Arthropoda; Insecta; Hymenoptera; Formicidae. Gene Ontology annotation, biological process: protein retention in ER lumen.